GCGUUAUCACCAUAAUCAUGACGGUGACGUCACAUUGAUAUUAUUGCAGUACAAAUGUUUCUUGUUUCUGUGUAGAGAGUGGGAGUGAUUUCAUACCAUACUUCGUGAGGUUCUGUGUUCAAAUGAUUUUAGCACAUUAGAUCGAAUUCUUAAGACUAUCAGAAUGUCGUUUGCCGGUUUGAAGAAACAGUUUAAUAAAGCCAACCAGGUAAUUUAAUUAUAAAUGAAUAAAUGUUAUAUACUAUACACUGAUAACUUCGUCGUCGAGUCGAACGGAUCUUCCUUAUUUAUACAGUCUUAUAUAGUAUUAUAUAGCGUUCAUCAAGUCUUGUCUUCAGUGGAACGUCAAUUGUCAAUAGGGCCCACUCUACGAUUUAGACUUUAGAUUUAGCCUGGCUACUCUUAGACUUGACUAAGAUACCAAGUACUAAAUUAACGAAGUCUAAAUUAUAAAUAUAUCAUGUCUGAGUCUGUCAAUACAUGUAAUGUAACACUGAAUAGGAAGAGUAUAAUUAGUAGGGGUGUGCCGGAUCCGUUUUUUCCAACCGGAUCCGGAUUUUCUUAUGCGAAAUCCUCCGGAUUCCGGAAUAAUCCGGAUUCCAGUUUCUCCCGGAUUUUGGUACUAUUGGUAGAUACUUCGGUAAGUCAAGGUGGACUACUACUUUUUGUGAAUGGGAAUUCGCAAUCGGCGCCAAAAAAUCCGAGUUUUUAAUUUUCCGAUGUGUGUGUCUAUUUAUUAUUAAAUUAGUACUUUCGAUAUAUAUUUGAGUUCCGUUCCAUUUGGAUAUGUAUCUUACGAGAGACGCCAUGUUUCUACGCGUUCGCAGCAGGUCAUGCAGCUCGCUCAACCUAAUUUCGCCAUGGGGUUGGCCACGCCCCCCUUUUUAAUGGCGGAAGUUGACGAUACUUAGGAAAUAUUAAUUUAUUAUCACUAUUUACAUCAAAAUAAUUGAUAACUUGUGUUUCAGAAUGCAUUUAAAGACAUUUAAACUGGAAUGUUUUAAUUUGAGCUUUAACAACCCGGUAGAAUCCAUAUUAUAAAUGAUCAGAAUUUACCGUGUGCAACACGUUGUCAUUGGCAACCAUUCACAGCCACUUGCAUAACUGUAUCGUAGUACUACCUCAGAGUUUCAUUCAUAAGAGUUUGCCGUGUGCAAAAACUAUUAAACCAUUGGUCAGGGAAAGCUUUAAUUAAUUAUUCAUGUGCCAAAGUUGAAAGUUUAAACUAAGUCUAAACAGUAUUUUAGUGAUAAGGCAGGGAAUGCGUUGCCUUAUAUAAACUAUAUAGUCAUUGCGCAUGACGGGAUUGGCGGAAUGAGAUCACAGAAUGUGGAGAUGCAGUCCAUGUUAAAAAAUGACAAACCAAGUCGUACUUUAAAAAUUCAUAACUUUAAAACUACAACAGCUAAAAAUAUGAUUUUGGUGUUAUAAUUCUUUAAAAAAUUACAUCUUUUCAACUAUGCCAUUGGUUUAUUUUUACAAAAAGUUUAAAUUUUCUUAUCAAAGUCCCUACACUAUUGGCCACUAUUAGCGGUGCUGACUCUAGCCUCUGGUAUGUACGGAAUAUUAAACAUUAAACAAGCUCAACGCUCGAAACAAUCGAUUAAUGUAUCGUGAUCGUGUGGAAUUCGGGAAAGAGAAUUACUUUUAUUUCAGAUUAUGAUCCGGUGAGUCACAAAAUCUGGCAAAUUCCGAAAUCCGGUAUAUUCCGGAUUCCGGAAUCCGGUUGUUCCGGAUACAUGUAAAUCCGGCGGAACCGGAUUUCACCGGAUAGUGCAAAAUCCGGCGGAACCGGAUUCCGGACAGGACUCCGGCACACCCCUAAUAAUUAGUAGUCUUUUAUUUUUAUAUUGCUACAUUAUUAUAAUUAUAACAAAUUAUAGUUUAUAGUAGAAGUAGAAGUUGGUGUUAGAGUAGAAGUCUGUAGAAGUAGUAUUCUCACACUUGAAAUUAUGUAUUCUUAUACCUGCCUUUUUUAGGAGGCUAUAAGUAGGUAUUUCGGUAAGAUCCGGGAAGUGCCGAAAACCGGGUAUCGUGAUUUCGUUGUCAAAAUGGCGACCUCCACUUUUUAAUUUACUGAGAGUCACGUUGUUUACGACUUUUUAACUAUAUAUAGCCCAGCAUGUUAAUUCUAUUUCCGCCCACAACUUAGAGUAGACAUGUUGUGUUAUGAUUAGACACUUGAGUCCCCCCAAAAAAUUUUGGGGCUUCACUUUGAAAAUUGAAUGUAAAAUAACGCAAUUUUUACUCAUUCAUAUUUUUUUUGUGGAAAAGAACCUUUCAUAGAAUUUCAAGGACUUUAUAAAUAAUGGCAUUAACUACAACAUAUCCAAGACUGUUAAUUUAGGACCAUCAGUUUGGUCAGAAAUUUCCUGGGAAAUUUUAAUCACGUGUGUCCCAAAAUUACCUUAUUAUCGUUAAUAUUCGUUGCUAUGGUAAAUAACCUGAUUUACUCUGGAAAUCCAGACUAUUACCCCCUAAUAACUUAUUUAGAAAUAAAAAUAAAAUAAUUAAUAAAACAAACACAUAUUUUUAAUAUGAUUUGAUGCUUUUAUUGAGGGAUAUUAGGUUAAAAAAGCCUAAUUAAUUACAAUUAAUAGUUAACUAUUAGUUUUAUAUACUGUUGUUAUAUGUAUACUAUUAACUAUAUAUAUACAUAUAAUAUAUAUACAUAUAUAAUUAUAUAUAUGUGUGUAUGUAUAUAUAGAGGCCUAGAAUAGUAUUACUAUUAUAAGUGUAGGCCUAUCCACCUCCCCCCUCCCCACCAAAUAGUUUUUUGUAGGACCCAUUAUUCAUAUGUAAUGAUAUAUAUGGUGAUUCUUAAGGCAUAAAUUAAGUAAAAGUGUACAAAAAAUAUUCACUUACCUUUGGUAUUGAAAUAUCCUAUAUUAUAUUUAAUCACAUAUCACACUAUUCCAAAAGAGAAUUAUCAGUAUUCUCAAAGAAAAAAACACACUUUCUACCACAAAAAUCCAAGAAUUACAUGAGAUAUUACUAAAAUUUAAUAAUAAAACAUUGUAAUUACCUCAAGCAAAUAACUAGAACUUAUUUAAAAUUCUAUCAACAGCUAAAGUUGAUUCUAAUAAUAAAUGUUGAUCUGUGAAACAACUGUACUAACUUAAAAUAAAUGACAUACUAUUUUUUGUCAUAUUCACACAUUCAUAUGGUAUGGGACUAAAAUACAUUAUAUAGAAAAUGGUAAAAUAAAAAGUUUAAUUGUCAAUUUUAACUUAUUGAAACAAAUAAUCCCUUUAUUAUUAGUAUAUACUUAUAAAUUUUAAACAAUUCCACAGAAAAUUUGAAAUUAAUAUCUUAAGAAUAUUUUAUUAUUAUUAUGAAUUUUGGGAAAUUGAAAAAAAAUAUUUAUACAUAAUUAAUUAAUUAAUUACGAAUAAGUGACGAGUCAGCAUAUUUUAUAUAUUUUUAAUAGGAAAAUAAUAAAGAUUUUUAAAAUAAUUUUUGCGGAAUAUUAACAAAAACUAACUUAUAUUUUGUGGUUUUAUUUAGAAGUACUCUAAUUAAAAUAUGUUCCCUGUAAAUAUUAUAUUUUUGUGUCAUUUUAUAAUAAAGUUAUAGGCCUUAAAAAAAAAUCAAAAUGAGGGUCACGAAAUGUGGAGGAAAAUUCCAUAGUAAAAAAGUGCCUUUGAGGUCCCUACUAAAAAAUUCAUAACUUUUGAACCACUUGAGCUAGAAAGUUGAUCUUGGUGUUUUUGUAAUCUAUUCUCCAGGCUCUAUACGGCUGUAGUGUUUUUAUAUUUUUAAAAAUGUUUUGAAAUUUUAAUCAAAGUGCCUACUAUAAGGGCUAUACUAUAUUUUAUAUGUCAAAAUAUAGGCAGCAAAAUAUAUUAUAAUUUACAAUAGGCUAAUUAAUAUAGGCUAAUAUCCAAUUUUUAAGAGAAGUCAUAGAAUUGAUACAUAAAAAUAAAUAUUUAUAAAUAUUUCAACAAAUUUAGGCCUUCAUUACAAUUAUAUAAUAUAGCCAAUAAAAUUGGUAAAUAGCAUUAGCCUUGCCUUAGACUAGAAGUUAGACUAGGGACUUGUAUUUUAAAAUUAAAAUGUUCCACAGGGCGGCACAGGUGAACUGUCAUUUCUGGCACUUUGAAAUACACAUCAACAGCUUAAGAUUUAAGUCUAAAAUCGAUUCCUGUCAUUGUAGCCUACCGAUUCAUUUUAAGUUAAUGUUAAUGGUCAAAUGGUCAAACAAUAUGACAAUAUUAAAAUUUUGCUUGAACUCAAUGAACCAAAAUGUAUGCAGCUUUAAACGUUAAAAUUUCUUGAGUAGGGCUUACUCCUUCAUUUAAUAGGUGUGAGAAUCACUGAUAAUGUUCUUGUUUUAUUUCUCUGUUAUUAAUGCAAAAAAAAUUGUUUGCUUUUUUAAUUAAUAAGCUGUAACACCACUUUAAAUUUGAGCUUUAUAUCCUUAUCAUUCAAGUUAAGAUUAUUUUUUCACAUUAAAACUGCACGUUUUUUAAAAUUUAUAUAAGAAAAAAAUAGUUUCUUACAUUUAAAAUAAUAUUUAAAUAAGAAAAUGCUAUUCUAAAGCAUAUUUUAUACUUUCAUUAUAUUAAUAUAUAAUAUCUUCAACAAAUCCUGUACAUAUGAUAUUUUUAAAUCAAUAUAUAUAUGGGUGAAAGUGAUGAACUGAAAAAUUGGUUACAAAAUGUGGUGGAGAACUCAAUGGUAAAAAAAAGUGACUUAAGGUCCAGACUAAAAAAUUCAUAACUAUUGAACCACUUUGAAGUCUAAAAGUAAAGACUAAAGACACACAUAAAAAUGUAUAUUUAAUGACCUCAUGAAAAGCUUUUGUACUGCCAUUAUUUAAUUGCUAUACCCUUAUUUGCUAAUAUUUAUUUCAAUACUUUAAAAAAUAUUUAUAGUAUUUUUUUUAAUGUUUUGCAUUAAUUUGAUUAGGCCUAUCAUUAUUGUGAAAUAAUUAUCCCUACAGACAUUCAUAAAUAUUCACUAAAUAAAUGACUUUUACUUUUUGUAAUAAGUUUUAUAAGUGGCAAUUUUAAAUAGUUCUUUCAAUUUGACCCUUCAAAAUAAUAAUUAGUAAUUAUGACAUAUUCUCAAUUAUAGACCUAAUGAUAAUCUACUAAGUUUUAUUCAGAUGAAUUGUAAAGAUGAUGGAGCAUUGUAAAUUUCUUAACUAUAAUAUCAUUAAUAACGAAAGAGAGGGAAAAGCACUUCUGGCAUGCCUUUUAAAAACAUGGCUGACUUCUUGUUGUUUUUUCAUAAAGGAAUCCACUCUAAGUCAUUGAUGAUGAAAUCCGUCUAUUUAUAAACUGUCAUGGGGAAAAGGAAAAUAACACGAAAAUUCACAUGCCACACAACCAUCUAGAAUCUAGGUCAUUUUUCCAACCUGUGCGGAAUGAUGCGCUGAAGUAUGGAAGUACCUACUAUGAGUUCAUAUUUUAACUAGCCUAAUUCAAUUGAUAGCUGCAGUUCAUGCUACCAAUGCAUCCCUAAAGUCUAAAACCUAGAAUAAUCUACUAAAUCAAGUUAUUAACAAGGCAUAAUUAUAUACUUAUAAUAACCAAUUAAUCUAUUGGCUAUUCUAAAUUUAAUAUAUAUUUCUAAGUUCUAGUAUCAACUAGUCCCAAUGCCAAUGCCUUAAGCUUAAUUGUCACAUCUCUUGUUUUUAGCAUAAACUAUCUUCUAUAUCAUCUCUUUUUUCUAAGCAAAUCAUCUAUUGUUUUUGAAAGCUAGUUUUAGUCUUGUUACUGUUUUUACAAGGAUUUCCAUUUGUUAUGCACAGCAAGAUUAUAAUCACAUAAUAUUGUAUUAGAUCAUUAGGGGUGGUUGAAAGUUUAUGUAUUUUAGAACUGACAAAGCUACUCUCUCCACUUACAUUUUGAUACCCACAGUUUUUAUCAGUACUUGGCCUCUGUGCAGCCUGUGGUAUUUAUUUACCACCCGUAAAGCAUGUGCUUGGAAAACAUAUAUUUAUUACUAGUGUCCAGAUUGGAUUAAUGCAAUUUGCACCUACACAAACGUGUUUAUUGAUAAUUAUAGUAGAAUACAGGCCUGCAAAGACACAGUAACUUAGCAUUUCAUUUUAAUUUGCACUCAUCUAUUUUAAAAAGACAAAGAUUCCAGUCCCCCCCACCACUUCUUCUUGUGAACUAACAUCAAUCCAGCAUGCUGUAUGGUUUGGCACGUUGUGAAGUGACUAUGAAUGACUACCUUUUUUAUACAUUAUACUGUAUUUUAUAAAUCUUUACAGUCUUUUAUUCAACAAAUAAUGUUUUUAAAAUUUUUGCAAUAUUUUAAGAUUUGGUAAAAAUCUGGUUAUAGUUGAACAUUCUUAAUUUUAAUUAUGAAUUAUUUAAGUUUUAAAAUAUUUCAAUGUUAAUUCACAUAUUUCAUUUAAUGAUAUAAUACAAAUUAAUUUUUGGUAUGAAUUAAUUGCAAACUUAAUAAUUUAACUUUCUUUUAAAUAUGGGCUCAUUCUUUUAUAUCAUCACUUUGACCAACUUGUCUCUAUACAUUAAGUUGUUAAACGUUAUAGUUUUGUUUUUUCCUAAGAUAACCCUUACACAAUUUUUAUUAAAUAUUAUUUUGUUAAGCAUCAGACUCUUAUCAUUUACAAAAACUAAUAAUUCAAAUCAGAUUGGCUAGUUAAGUGUUCUUUUAUUUCACCAUACUGCAUAAUAAUUAUCCGAGCCAAUUAAAAAUUAAGAUAGUUUUCUCACUAAUCUUAUUCUCUAUCAGUUUUCAUGAUCUGCAUCUAUUCUAUUUUUAAACUGUUAAAAUUUAAAGCUAAGGUGACCAAAUUUGGAUUAGAAAGUUUGUUGAUAUUGCAGAACGGAGGUGACAUAAAAUAUUUUUAGUUCUAGAAAUGAAUGUCAAGAGACUGUAAUGUAGCAAAGCUUGUUCGUUUCUGUGUCUUAAUUAAUUUCACUUUAAGUUAGACAACUUUACUAUUUAAAGCAAACUGUUAUUAAAACAAAUGGCUUUCUCUCCUGUAUUCCUAUAUUUAAAGCAAACUGUUAUUGGUGGCUUUAAAACAAAUGACUUUCUCUCCUGUAUUCCUAUAUUUAAAGCAAACUGUUAUUGGUGGCUUUAAAACAAAUGACUUUCUCUCCUGUAUUCCUAUAUUUAAAGCAAACUGUUAUUGGUGGCUUUAAAACAAAUGACUUUCUCUCCUGUAUUCCUAUAUUUAAAGCAAAAUGUGUGCAGUUGGGCUGAUGCUGCUUCCAUUUUCAUUUCAGUAUAUGAGUGAAAAGAUUGGAGGUGCUAAGGGAACAGAGCUUGAUGAUGAAUUUGUUGAAAUGGAGAGGGUAAGAAUACACAUUCUUCAACCAUUUAACUGUCUUAAAUUUAAUCACCUGCUUCAUUCUCUUUAGGUAGCCCUCUUACACUUGUUUACUUAUUUAUUAUGGAAUUCAUACAAUAUGUUAUUGUCUGUUUUUUAAGUGUUUUCUCCAUUCAUUUUAUUUUCUUGAGUUAGUUUUAUUACUGUUGUUCAUUUUAAUUUCAAGGAAGAAAGGAAAGCAUUGUAACAUUGAGGCUGUUGUGUUUGAAGACUAUAAGCCUGUUAGCAGAAAUGGUUUUAUUAUCCUAUCCUGAAGGUUUAUUUUUAUGAAUAUGAAAUUCUUUUAGUUCCUGUCCUCCACCCAUUUUACAUUCCCCACCCCAACCACAUUGAUCACUUUAAGUGUUUGUUUUUGUGCAUUGUUUAUGGUAAGCAGUCUAAUAUAUUUUGUUGUUUAAGUUAAGUAAGACGAAUGAUGACUUUUUUCUUGUGGGUAUUUAAGUGAAAACAAUUAUUAAAUUCCCUGUGAGUCAUUACGGUAGUCCGGUAGUCUACAUAUUCGUGAAGCUCAUUUUUUUUUUUUUGUCAUUUGUUCCCAUACACCUUAUCUAUAAGUUACUUUCUUGCAUGCAUUCUUCCAUUCUUUGGACCACAUCUGUCAAUGGCGCUCUUUAUUGUCAUUACAAAUAAAUUCGUGAACACUCCCCCCGCCCCCUUUUCCCCCCAGUAAAACCUAAAAUUUUCAGCGCUGAAAAGUUUUCAGUUUUCAGCGUUUUAAUAUUGUUGGACAUCCACAACACCUGUAUUCAGUAUUCAGCCUAUUUUUUGUUUUGCAUUAUUAGCAAAAAAUGGACAUGUUAUAUAAAUGGGUUUAAAAUUGUUUGAGUGGGGUGGGGGGGGGGUGCAAUAUUUCCAUCUUAUUUUUUUUUUGUGUGUGGAAAAUAAAAACUUUGUACGGGUGCAGCAGUUCACGGCAAUUUGUUACGAAGUUAAAACUAUCUGACAAGAAUGACCCAUUUACACCUGGUGAUAUGCAAGCACCUGGUUGAAAAUGCAAGCUGGAGUGUUGGCUGUAUGGUUUCUUCUCCAGCAGUUGUUCCCUGUCACUAUCCAUGAUUAAUUAAUUCAACACCUCUGCACUAGGCUUAUUGCAUCCCGCGACCAUAUGUUGGGAAUGGCACGACUAUGACAACACCACGACCAGCUUCAGCGAAUCAUUUAUAAGUGUGCCUCAAAUGGACAGAGUGGGCAGUUGCUUACUAAUGAGCUGAAGUACCGUCUCCGGUUUCUUAUUCACAGUGCGAUGUAUAUCUGUAGUGGCCCAAGUUAAACUCGGCAUAAUUAGAACCUCGACUGAACUUGUCAAAAUCGUGAACCCCGACAGAGUUAUAUAUAGUCAUUCAUUUCUCCCAGCUGGUCGCUUGCUUCGUAAUUGACCGUAUAUUUAACUGAUGAAUGUAAGGUUCUCGUCAGGUGAUAAUUUACUGUAUAUGCUUUCUAGGCACUCGCAUUUAAUUGAGUUCGGAUGUUAACUAUUCGCAAGCCGGAGUUCAAUAUAGAUAAUUUACGUUAACUUCUGCAAAAAAAAAUUUUUGGUUCCCCCCUCCUUUGCCAAGAUGGAAAAGAAAACCUAUAUUUCCAAAGCUAACUUUCUGGAACUGUUUAUUUCCGUGUAGCCUGUGUACUUUAUAAUUAUUGUAAAAUCCUGUUCAACAAUUAAGUUUCAGACUGAUAUCACCCACACCUUUUACAUAUCCUUCUUAUUGACAUACGCACCGUGUACUUUGUGAUUUAUUUUCUUCCUUUUGCGAGCGUUGUCGCAUUAAGGACGUUACCUUAUACUACAGAACGCAGUGGAUUAUGUUAUGUGGAUCAUGAUCCAAGAGGUGCUUAUGUGGUGUGUACAGCGAAGAAAUGGACGGCUGAAGUCACGGAUGGCGGCUUGCCGUCAUGCCCUAGAUUCCCAAUUAAGCACAGCCACAGACUAUAACAAUAUGACAUGACGCGUUCGUGGUAGAUUAUGAAACAAUCUCUGCGCCGAAUAGAGAUAAAAAUCCAUGUCUGGUCCAGGGAUAUGUGGGAUGACAUGAGCCCCUCUUAAUUUGUGUGUAACAAAAAUUACAUAAAUAUAAAAAUGCGGCUUCAUUAUUUUUUUUAUAUUAAUGUUAAAUAUCACGUGGCCCACUUCGUUUUUUAGUGCAUUGGUCUCAUAUUUGAAUCUACCUCUGGUGUUAAUACUGCUCAAUGAUAAUAUUGUGAAUGUUAAAUUAAAUUAUAAUUUAAUCACCUUUUUUUAAAAAAAAAAAAAAAAAAAGCACUGAUUCCUGGCACACACCAUUUUUUGAAGUCAAUUAGGGUUGUAAAAGAUCUAAUGUUCAACUUAGUAAUCCGGUAUGAACAUGCACUUCCAAUGUGCCGUUGCAAAACAAAACAGUAUUGUAGAUACUUGUAUGACACCUUGCAUUGCAGUUUUAUAUUUUUGGACGCAUAAUAGAGAACACACAGUGGCUUAAUGAUGACUGUAGUUCGUUAUGAUAUUAUGAAUGGUGGUUACAGAAUGUUUUUGUUUAAUGUUUUGUUAUUCCUUACUUAAUCGUGUGUGUUUCCUUUAUUAUAACUAUAAUGUUUAUAGCUCCUGUAUUGCUGAAAUAUCAGACUGUAGUAGUACUAUAUUUCAAACAAUGUAAAUGGAACUAAUAAAGUUUAAAUUAACCCUUAGAUACUCAUUGCUAUUGGAACACGGCUUCGGACAUUAGGUUCAACCAGAAAUGGCAUAUUGAUACAUAAUAAAGUACCCAUCGCAGAGCCAACGUUUUUUUUUUCCCAUAUAGUUUUACGCGUCUCCAUGCGUGGUGGGUGUAUUUGUUUUGCGUGCAGUGUUAAGAAUGUGCGGUCCUCAUUGAUUUUUAUUUGGUGGACCGGUUCCUUACCGUAGCCUUGAUUGAUUUUUGAAUGUUUGUAGCUUUAAAACAGCUUGCCACACCGUUGACAACCCAUCGAGGAUUGGCAUCCCUGUCGUGUCUUUUCAAUGGCCCCCCACUUGUUUCACGCACCCGCAUCUGUUCAGCCAUCGAAGAAUUAGGCCAUUGUUAGUAAGCGCACAAGGAUGGAUAUUGCCCUGAAGUUUUACACAAACAAUUGUUUGGUUUUGAUGGCGGGUGCAAUGAUAAGCUCGUUGUAUGAAACACGAAGUCUGGGCGUGAAGAAUCUGAAAUCCACGGUCUCUUCCACAGUAUUUCUUAGUCACGUUUGUCGCAAAGAUGAUUAUUUUUCCGGGUUUCUCUAGGGCAGGGGCUCUUAAACAUUUUUUUUCCCCAUGGGCCCCAUUGCCAGUCACUAUAAAGGCCACGGAAUUCUUCUUAGAAUAAAGUGUUUUAAUGCGCAUAAGUAAAUUACAAAUAGGAAAGGAAUAAUAAAAAAAAAAAAAAGGAUGGUCAAACCUGAAAAAAGAAACGCAACAAAACAACGAACGUGUCGACAGGAAGCCUUCCGAGAGGCAUAACCGAACUGCACUUGGUUAACUUUGGGUGCUCCUUCUCAGCGAAGUGCUAUUUUUUACAUUUAAUUCUGAUUUUUUUUUCUUUCUUGUUUGUUCGCUGACGAAGCUUCCUGCCGACACGUUCGUUUUUUUUUGUUUUUUUUUUUUUUGCGUUCCUUUUUUUCAGGUUUGACCAUACUUUGUUUUACUUGCCUCAUUUCCUUUUUUGUCAACCUGAUUGUUUUUUUUUCUUUCUUGUUUGUUCGCUGACGAAGUUUCCUGCCGACACGUUCGUUUUUUUUUGUUUUUUUUUUUUUUGCGUUCCUUUUUUUCAGGUUUGACCAUACUUUGUUUUACUCGACUCAUUUCCUAUUUUGUCAACCUGAUUGCAUUCUCUCCUCUCCGCUUAUUACCAUAAUUAAAUUACAAAGGAAAACCUUUUCGCGGACGCUAAAGGGGUCUGUGGAUCACAAGUUAAGAACCUCUGCAGAGUUUGGUCCUUUUAGCCUUGGUCCGGGAGGGGGGGGGGGGUUGGGGGUGUCGUCAACUUCAUGUAAAUUUAAACUCCGGUACUGCGGUGCUCUUUGUUGUUCACUGUUGCCUAGGCCAGCAUGUCUCAAUGUGGGAUGUAUGCCGCAGUUCUCAGGGCCUGAAUCCUUGGUUUUGUUUUUAACUACAUCAGCGUUGGGCCCCGGAAGUUUAAUCAUUAAUUUGAGUGCGUCUUAAGAUUAAAGGGUUGAAACCCCCUGAACUACGUGUACAUUUAAAGUCAAUGCACGUUUGCUUCAUUUGAAGAGGACCAUCAAUCACCCAAUGAAUGGUUGAUGCAUCAGCCGUUAUUUUUUCUAAAUUAACAUAGCGUCCAAGUAAACGUUGGCAGCCCUCGUCUUGUCAAGAUGAUGUCAUUUCAGUUCAGUUGGUAGUUGGGCUGUGGAGAGCGAUUUAACAUUAAAAAAAUCUAAUAACAAAUGCAAAUUGACCGCGAAUAGUGACGUUACUAGGGUUGAUAAACUGGGGGUUGUUGGGGGGGGGGUAAGCUGAAUGUCAUAGUUAAAUGUAUAUUAUUGGUUUUGAAGAUUGCCGUGUAGUAUAUGUUUUUAAGACCACUUCCACUUUUUAACACGCUUUUUAUUUAAGUCGUGACGAUAAAUUGACGCAGCGGGGCUGUCUAUGUAUGUGAAGCAUUACACGACCUCUAACUGUAUCUGUCGAUGUCUAGUCGGUAUACAUUUAUCAAUGCUCUAUGGGCUGGAAAACCAACACGACCCCCUCGACCAAUGCUCGGACCUAUCACCAACACGUGUCGCCUAAGUAGGUCGAUAUACCGAUCGAACUGCACUUGGUUAGCUUCCUACGCCCGUUCUCGCCCCCCACCCUCCCCACUGGUUAUUUCUCAAGACAACGAUUCUCACCUAUAUAUUGGAAAUCUUUUUUCUCCUUUCUCCGUUCGAUGACUUUUUACCUCUCUUCUUUUUCUUUCUCCAUUCGACGACUUGCCGAGUACAAUCAAAGCCCGAUUUGGAGAGAACUUGGACGUUACAAGCAUUUAGUCAACAGCGUCGAAUUCUUGUCUUUAAACAACAAAAAAAAUUUACGGUGGUGGGGAUAGUAACUAACUGUAACUCUUACGGAAUAGGUGUCAGUUUUUAGGAAAGCCACUUUAAUUUUUAAGCAGUGGUUGUGGAUCCAAGAUUGUUUUUAAGAAAUAAAAGAUAAUCCUUUGGUCUCUUGUCAUGUGCCAGAAGAUUGCACGUUUGUGGGUAUUAACUUCCCUUGUCCUUCCACCCAACGGUGAGAGGGGGUGUGUGUGCGUGUCAUAAGAGGAUGGGUCUCAGAUUGUGUUCCAGAGAAGUGGGUGUUUUGAAUUGUGAAUUGGUUUCAUGUUCAGGGACACAUUCUUUAACAAGAGAUAUAGAAACCAUCGCCUCAAGUGUUCCUCAAGGAGUUAUUGAUAUUCCAUUAAUAGAUUUGAUGUUUAAAAUAUUUUGUUCGGACCGCCUCCACAAUAAAAGUUGAUAUUUUAAAAAAACAAUAAUUACGAGAAGUGAUAAGUCAGCUCUUAUUGCAUUGUUUGAGCUUGCCUGGAAACUGUCAACAUUGGAAAUCAGGGAAGGUAAACUUGGGGCCAUUUCCACAUUUGUUUAUUAGCUCUGUUUUGUUUGCCUGUGAUUUCAACAAAGGGCCUUUUUCCCUCCUCACACAUUUGGUCAUUAGUCCUACAUACUGUUCUAAUUUAGGCUAAGGGAGGUCAACAUUAGGAAGAUUAUUUGUAGCAGGUUUCAAUGAGGUAGUUGAGAUUAGAUAAACGCAUAUCUUAUCUGAGAUUGUAUCAACAUGCAUUGGCAAAACAAAAAUAUGCCCUUAUUUUGUUUACAUUUACAAUUUUGUUUAAAAUUUUGUUUAGAUUUAGCCUGUCUGAAGUGUAAAUAUUAGGUGAUUCAUACUUUUGGUUCAUAAUAUAUUUAUCAUGACUAGUUAAAUUAAUUACCUAAUUAAUGAAUUAUCUUUUUUUCAAAUGAAAAGGUCCCUUCACAUGAUUUUUUUGGGUGCAAUUUAAAGGUUUUUUUUUGUCGGUUUCACUUUUUCAGCGCAUUGAUGUGCUGGGAAAAUUGGUGGAUGACCUUAUUAACAAAACACAUGAAUUCCUGCAACCCAAUCCAGGUACAAACUUGGAUAAUAGAAUUUUAUUUUGUUUAAUUAAAUUGCUAUAAUUUUUAUAUCUGGCCACUAUAACCAUAAGCACUGGCCACUAUAACUGUAAGCACUUUCCCUGAAUCUGGUUUUAUGUUUUAUUUUAGUUCAUAGCAUCUAACUUACGUAAACCAGGGUUUACCUGUAAAGUUGCAUUAUGCUGUUAUGAGUUUUAUUAUAUUUUAGAAUACUGACAAUUAAGGAUGGGAGUGCUUGAAAUUGUGUAUGAAAACUUUUUUAAGACUCUGAAAGUAAAAAAAAAAAAAAAUCAAAUUUUUUAUUAAAUUUAACUAUUUUAAGAAAAUUAUGCUUAAAAACAAAUUUUAAAAAAAAAUUAUUGAAAAUAUAUAAGCUUCAAGAGCAAAGAUGUCCACACGCAAUGCAAUCUCUAAGUUGCGUGGCCAAGAACAGAAGAUAUUAUACCCACAACCAGAGGGAACACUUGGUGAUUACAUGAUCAAACAUGGAACUGACUUGGGAGACGAUUCUACUUUUGGUCAGUAUAUUUUGCUAUGCUUUAAACAUUUAAUAAAUGAUAAUAAUUGAGAUAUAUUUACAAAUCUAAGGUUUUGAUUUGAUAUGUUAUCACUAUUUAUUAUUUAGUAAAUUUUGUCCUGAAUUUCCAAGUUGGAGACUAAAACUAUCUUUAACCAAGAUGUUGCAAUAGAUUUAUUCACUACUGGUAUUCAUUUAAGCCCACUCCAUUGUUAUGCACAAGUGCUAGACCUUCACCCCUAUGACCCCCAAUGUAGUAUGUAUUGUGACAGAUGUUACCCAAGUCACCAUAUUAUUUUACACAGAGACAAAUUCACUGAUAUAUUUUUUAUUAGAAGUUUUAAAAGAAAAGGAAAUCAAUGCUAUAAUUUAAAAUUCAUUAUUUGUUUUUUGUUUUUUUAAUUAACAGGUGGUUGUCUUAUUGAAGCUGGAGAGUCAUUUAAACACUUGGCUGAAAUCAAAUAUAAUCUUGAGGACAAUGUCAAGCAAAACUUUUUAGAGCCCUUAAAUCAGCUGCAAAAUAAAGACCUUAAAGAAGUUAAUGUAAGAUAUUUUAUAAUUGAAUACAAAUUUCUCUUUUGACUAAUUUUAAUGAUAAGCACUAUUUUUAAACUUGAACUACAGGGAAUAAGACACAUUUGUGCAGUGUUUUCAUUUGUUUCUAUAUUAAUAUAAACUUUUAAAAUUUUUAAUUACUAAGCAGUCCUCCCCGUAUUUCUCCAAUUACUAAACAGGAGGAUUCACAUCCCUGUCUGAUGCAAACAUUUUUCUUUUCAGCAUCAUCGAAAAAAAUUAUCAGGUAGAAGACUGGAUUUCGAUUGCAAGAGGAGAAAGAAAGAAAAAGGUAUGUAGAAGAUCAUGGAUGAAAAAUCACUUGAAUAAAUGUGUGUUUGCAUAUCUUUGUGUUUUCCAUAUUACAUUAUUUUCAACCUUCUUAAAUUAUUUUUUAUGUGUGAAUGUCAGAAUGUAUUUGAUGGGAUCUUUUAACUAUAUUGUAACUUAGUUUUUUAAAUGUUGUUUUCAUAUUAUUGUUCUCAAAGCUGUACUGUUUUUUUUUCCAAAGCCAAAGUGACAUUCCACUGUUGCAUUUUAUAGUGCAUGUCUUAAAAAUAUCAGUUUAAAAUUAAUUUACAUUUACAAAUUUUAACAUCAAUUCCUUUUUAACACUUUUAUUGUGUGAUUAUUUAAUACAAGUGUUUAUUGGUGAUAUAUUUACCAUUUAUACUAUUGUUCCUACUGCUUACUUUACACAGUAAAGAUCCCCUUAGAAUUUGUAAAUUCUUAAAUUAUUUUGAACUUGUUUGUAGUCACCAUUGUAAAAUGUAAGCAAUCCCACUAUUUUGAAAUAAAAAUGAGAAAAUAAAUAUAAUAUAUUUUUGUCUUAUGUGAUUAAUUUUAGUUUUACUAUGUGCUAAAAACAGCCAGUCACCCUUUAUUUUGACAAAUUAAGUACCCUCUAUGAAGUUAAAAAAUAAAUUUUAUCAUUACUUUUUACUUUUAAGGUUGUUAUGAUUUUUAUAAACAGUUUAAAUCUAUAAAGUCACUUUCAUUAUGUUGUAUGCAAAACAAAUUAUACUGUUUGAUGGGACUGUGCACAAUGCUAACAAAAUAUUAUAUCAUUGAAGCUUAAAUAAUUAUUACUUUUAGAUUUUUAAAAUUAUUUUAAUAAAAUUAUUUUCUGAAUGCUGUGCGUAUAAAAUUAAUUUAUUUUAUACUCAAAAAAGAUCUUCAGUGUUCAUAAACUUUCAUUAACUACUGAGUUUAUAUUGAAUUGUAUGCUUUGCACUUAAUACAUUAUUGCUUUUAUUUUCAUAUUCUGUUUCACUCAACGCUAGGAGGUAAGGUUAUAUUUGUUUUAUUCCUUAAACACUUUCAGAAAUGUAUACUUAUUGCAUAUAGUCAAAUAGUCAUGGAGCCUUAUUGCAUUUUUGCCAACAGAUUGCAACACUAAUGUUAUUAGUGUAUUAUUUAUUUUUAAAAAGUUAAUGAAUAGUGAUUAUCAUUGAUUCAAAAAAAAUAUAAUGAAUAUCUUGUAUAGUAAAAAAAAAAAAUUUUUAAGUGGAACAUGGGUUCCAAAGGGUCCCAACCAACUUUUUAACAUUAAAUUUAUAUUUUGUCAUAAGACUCCAUAAAAAGACUGUUUUGUUUUGCUUUCUUCUAAUUUGUGUUAUCUAUCAUCAAAACCACCUAGCUUUAACUUUUACAUCAACCAAAGUAUAAAUAUAUCUCGUCUUUUACUAUUAUUACACUUAUGUUCAGAUAGUUUUGGGAGUAUUUACUUGGGAGCAUAAGAAGUUUCAUGAACAAUUCCUCACGACUACCCACUCCCCUCCACACACAUGCAAAAUUAUUAUGGAUAUUUCAGUGCAGCAGUUAUUCUUCUUUAAAAAAAUAUAAUACUUUUUUCACCAAAGUUUACUAUAAAAUUCUCAUAUGUAUGGCUGGUCCAUUUAACUGUCAAUCUUUGCUGCAGAAUAAUGAAAAAUAUAUAGCUCUCUUUUACACUGUCUUGAAAAAUAGCUUGUUGGUAUACAACUCACUAUGGUAUUUCUGUCUCAUAAAUCACACAUUAAAUUAAAUCAAACUGUAUUCAUUGUUGGUAUGUCAACUUUCAAUCAUGUAAGACAUGAUUUCAUGCCUAUAUACGCCUUCUAAAGGAAAACCUAAUGGCCCAGAAGAAGGUGCUUCCUUUCAAAAUCCACGUACGUAACUAUGUCCUCUUUUACUUUAUUGGAAGUUAUUUUUUGGCUUACGGUUCUUUGAUUUUGGCCUAUAUUUAAAUUAACAGGAAUAAUAGGAAAUAUCUCAUCUUUUAAAACUAUAUUUUUUAACAAGUUAUAUGAUUUUUAAGUUUCUUUGAAAUUUAAAGAUAAUACGUAAAAGCACUGAGCUGUUUCAAAUUUAAUUUAAAAAUUAAUUGAAUUUCCUGUAAGCAUUUUCAGUACUUUUAUGUUUCUUUGUUCACUUCUUUUAAAUUUUGCGGGAAAAAAUGCACCUCUGCAAUGUAAGUAUUGCUGUCAUUUUAUGCAUUUCGUGACUGAUUAGAAUGGCUGUUGUUAUUUCUUAUUCAACUCCAAUUGUUUACAUCCCUUACCUUAUAUUGGUGGUAUCUUAUUUUCAUUGCAAUUAAUGGCCUAUUUCUUUUUGUGUGUCCGUGUAUCCAGCUGCAGGAGGUAGUAUGAUGUCUUGAUAAUUUUUGUUCUCUUUAUUUUAACCAAUAUUCUGUUGAAUUCAGUUUUAUGUUAUUAUCCAGUCUAAUCACCUUGCAUGCACAACUUCUGUAUAUAUGUAACUGGAGCUUUGUAAAUAUUUACUAGUUUAAGGACUAUUUUUAAAUAUUUUUUUUGCAUGUCAAUUGUUCAGAUGUUGUCUCUUUUAAAGCUAAUCAAACCUGAUAAUGAUUUUUUUCUUUUAAAUUUAAUCUACAAGAGUAUUUGAUACUAUUUUUUUUAAAGUUCUAUAAAAUUUGUAACGUUUGUUGAAUGAUUGAAACCUUCAAACUUUUGGUAUUAUUUGUAAUUCAAGAGCUUGCACCAUAAAAAAAACGUUCUACAAACGUUUAUAUUUCUAAAAUAAAUAUUAUCAAGCUUAAUUUCAACUCGUAACUUAAAUUUUUCUAAGUGUAUUUCUGUUUUUCUUAUUAUGCCUGUUCUGUAAUUUGUCUUGCAAAAGAGUUACUAAAGGCUAGCACUUUUAUUUUUUUCAACAGCAGAAGAAAUAUGUUUAUCAAUAUAUAAAUAAUUGCUUAAUUAUUUAAUCAUGAGGAGAUCAAAAGUCAAUAGUUAAUUGCAUGGUUUAAAUUAUAACCAGCUUCCUACAAAUUCAUACUAAUAAGACACUCUCACAAACUUGCAUAAAUGUUCAUCUAUAAACACUCAGCCCUACCCUCCAGUGUUAUAUACAACUGCUUUUUUAAUGAAUUCAUUUAUUAUGAUUCUGUCAAACUUACUAAAUGAAAUGGGCAUAUACAAUUUAGGACAUAAUUAGUAUUCAUUUCUUCUGUCCAGUGGAUACAUUUUGUUGUAUGCUAUUUCUCAAUAAAUGCAUUUAUCCCUUCUAUAAUCUUAUCCUGGACCUAUACUUCUCUAACUGUUUAAAACAUAAAACAUUUAUUUCAUUAUAUUAAGGAUGUAGAGUGGUUGGGGUUUUUCUCAUAGUUUUCCAAAUUCAUGAAGCCUCUGGGUUAUUGUGUCAAAUAAUUUCCUUAUUUUUUCAUCACAGUCUUAAAUUGGAAAAAAAAUGGCUCAUACAUUUGGUAAUGGUCUGUUUUAUUGAAUGAAUAAACAGAAAUCCCUAUUGAUGUAGAUGCUCCUACAGGGAUAAACUAACCAGCUGGCCAUAAUUCUGUCUAUCCAAUCUUUCAAAAUGCAAGGAAUGCACAGCAAUAUGUUUCUCAUGCAUGCACUUUUUCAAGACCACAAAGCUUCUGUUUGUUCAUCUUUAUUAUUUAUAAUGUCAUAGAACUCAUUUGUGUUUUAGGGUGUACUUAAAUAUGUUUUAAGUGGUGUGUCUGAGAGUAGGUCAAGUGGUUGUCUAGGUCAUUUAUGAACUCUCACAUAAUGAACGCCCCUCUGCAUGCAUUAAUAAGUUUUAAAAUGAACUAAAUUAUUUAUAUCUUUCCAGGAAAUGAGAUUUUAAGUACUUGCCAAACUUUUCAACUGUUUAUCCUUUCAUAGAAAUAGACAACUGAGACAUUUUUAAAAGAAAUUAUAAGUGAAACUUGGCUCAAUAAGUUGAUCAUUUUAAAUAAUUUUAUUUUUUUGUGUGUUUAUGUUAAGAUUCUUUGGGGUUAAUAAUCCAUCUGUUUAUAAACCAUUCUAAAAACAAAUUUGUGUGCUGUUUUCUAUUAUGUUAAGUAAUCUUAUUAGUUUAUGCUAAAUAACUGUUAAUGAUUAAGUUAAUUAGCAGUGUUGAAAUAUUAAGGAAUUAAAAGAAUAUCACAUUUUUGUUAUUGGCCUCAUAAAUUUUAUUUUCAAACACUUUGUAUUUUCAAGUGUUGACCUAAUUUUUUUAAAGGGUCCAAUGUGACAGAGGAAGAAUUAAGAGUAGCUGAAGACAAAUUUGAGGAAUCAAAAAAUUUAGCUGAAAAUGCUAUGCAUAAUGUAUUAGAAAAUGAGGUAAGCUGGUGUUAAUGAAUGAACAUUUAUCAUUUAAUAGUAAUAAAUAUAAUUUCAAAAUGUUCAUUUAAUAAUUUUAACUGUAAUAUAAAUUGAAAUCAAAGAAAAUAAUUUUUUUUUAAAAUGUCCUUUAUAAACGAUAAAUAUUUCAUUGGUUUUCUCUAAAGUUGUUCUCAAUGUCAUGGAACUGAAAAUUAAGGAUUUAUUAACUUUCAUUAUUAUAAUUUUAUUAUAUAAAUAUUCUUGGUUUAUUCAAUUUACCCAUUUUGUUUAUUACACAUGUAUUUUAUUAUUGACCUCAUUGUAUCGUGAGAGUAUCAUUUGAAAAUAAAAAUAUUCUGAGAAGGCUGAGAAUAAAUAUGUCUUGUUUUUUUUAAAUUGUCUAUAGGUGGAGUAUAUAAGCCAAUUGCAAGCAUUUAUUGAAGCAGAAGUAGAUUAUCACAGACAAGCACUAAACACACUCCAGUCUUUGCUAGAUGCUAUUGAGCAAAAGUGAGUAUAAUCUGAAACAUUUUGUUAUCAAUAUUUUUUGUCACCUACAUAAACUAUACCUGAUAGAUUAUGACUUAACCCUCAUAAUCUUUUCAUUCAAGGGUGUAAAACAAACCAGUGAAUCAUCCUCUUAAAAGCUCCUGAAUAAUUCAAACAAUUUUUACUACAUUUUAUUAUUUAUUUAUUUUUGUAAUACAUGCCUUUUAUGACUUAAAAUUUAUUUAUAAUUUUUCAUUAUAAUUAAAUACUACAUUCAGUAUCAUUGAAAAGAAAAAGACUAUCUCUGCAUAAAAGCUUGAACAAUUGUAUUAACAUUGUAGUAGAGAUUGAUGAAGUAAUUUUAAUUCUGGAUCUGAUUAGUUGGAAAAAGUAAUUUUUGAGAGUUUUCCUUAGAAGUUUCAAAUAAAAAUUCAAUUGUUUUGACCCUGUAAACUCUAAGAUAUUUGGGCGAGGGGAAGGGGGGCAGGCACAUUUAAUGCUAACUUUAAGGGUCUGCAGUUGAGUGUGGUGGGGGGGUGGAUUGAGAAGCCAUAAACAAGGUAUUAAUCAAAUAUCUGACAAUAUUGACAUUCACUUUACCUAAAUUUUAUGUAGAUUUAAAAUAGCACAAUAAAAUUCUGUUUUAGAUUUUAAAAAUAAUUUUUUAAAAUCUAGAAGAUAUGGUCAAUAUAUUCUUAUCUUUUGGUUGUUACUUUACUCUGCAUAAAUACGCUGGGAGAAUCAAUAAACCCAUAACACUAUUGUAAAUUCUAAAAAUUCGCAAACGGAUGUUGCAAAAGAAAAAUAUGAUGUUAUUUAAUUCAUUUUAAGCCCAUUCCAUUCAUAUUAGAUGCAAUUAAACUUAUUUCAAGCCCAUUCCAUUAACAUUAAUGCAGUUAAGUUCAUUUCAAGUCCAUUUCAUAAAUAUUAGAUUUAGCUUCAUACAAAAAGUUUCUUAGAAUGAUAAUAAACCUUACUAGCCUUUCAAUAAACUGUUUGAUGGUAAUGCAUUAAAAAUUCCUGCAAUUUUCCACUCACUUAAUCCCCUUAGCAAUCUAUUGUGGUCUUUGAAAUGGUGGAGAAUUUCAAAAUUUAAAUACUAAUUUUAAUUUGUGAUAAUUAACAGAUAGUUAUGUUUUUAAUAGCUAUGGGAAGGUCUUAGCAGCUUAAGUGGAAAUGCCUUAGCAGCUUAAGUGGAAAUGCUUGAAAUUAACUUAAUUUUGUAUAUAUUUUCUUUUGUAGCCUCAAUGAUUAGCAAAAUAGCAGCUUUAUGUGUGUAUGGUCUACACUUCACACAGAUAUAUAUUUUAGAUUAGACAAUAAAAAAUAUGCUUUCUUAUAAAUGAUACAUUAUUUUAAGGCGAAACGAAGCUUCAUCCAGACCAAGAUCAGAACACAUACCCAAGCGUGUGAGCUCUUUCAGGCGAAGCGAGUCACCAAAUUCUUAUGAUGGUCCUAGUGAUGGCCUAGAAACAAGUGGCAAGUCUGGUAGCUAUGCCUUCAAUAAUAUCCAGGCCCCAUCUUACCACCAGUCUGGUGAGUGUCCUGCAUUAGUGCAUUUCUGCAUUAUUGUAAUUUAUUUGAUACUUCAUAGCACUGCAGUUGAUAAUAGCAUUUUAAUAAAUUUUAAUAUAUUGUUUACAAAUAUAAAAUAAUGUCAUCAUAUUUUCCUUAAACAUAAUGAAAAUUGUAAAACUUUUAUUCAAGUCUUUAUAAAAGAUUUAAAAAAAAAUUGUAAUCAUGAAUAAAUUUGAUCGCUGCAUAGAAUCUAAUUUUGCAAUACAAUUUUUGGAUAAAUGUUUGCACAUUUGAUGCCAUACAUCAAUUGCAUAGACUUUGAAGUGUGUGAUAAUGAUAUAUACAGACCUGUUUACCCUUAAACCCCCAAAAUCAUACAAUAUAAUCACAAAAUCGUUCAAUACAUCAUCUUAAUAGUAAAAAAAAUAAACAUACAGUAUAUAUAAUGUAUACACCUCAAAAUAGUACAUUGUACGCCAAAAUCUUAACAGGUCUGUAUAUAUAUAAAAAUCCCCCCCCCCCCCCCCCCCUAAUAUACUGUUUGCAUUUUAACAAAAGUGAUUUUUUAUUUACAUUUCACAAGCAAAAUAAAUUUUAUUUUAAAUUUUAUUUUUAAGAAAUACUUGUAAUUACUCUUUAAAACUAUUUAGUGUGCCUUAACAAACAUUCUGUGUGUAUGCAUUAUGACCAGACAUUAUCCAUCUUAUCAUAUAGGUAGAAGUUGUAAAGUCAUAAUGAAUGUAAUAAUAUUGAAGUCUGAAGAUUUGCUUAUGGAUGACUUUAUACCAUAACAAUAUAUUAAAAUCUAAUGAUAAUAUCAAUAGCAAAUCAUCGCUAACAUGAUAACAGGCAUUGAAAUAGUAUUUUAGUUUUAAAAAUAAGUUUUUUUCUACAAAAAAUGUAAUUUAUAUUGUUACAUUAUUUAUUUUCAUAUUUGAAUCUCAGUACACAUUCAUAUAAUAGUAUCUCUAAACUAAUCUAAAGAAUAUUUUAUUGCAUUAUCCUGGCUUAUAGCAUAUGUUAAUAUUUAUGCAUAUGUAUUUCAAAUUUGUAUUUGCUUUAGCUAUCUAGAGGUUUUGGUUAAAAUGAUUGUGUUGAAAUGUUUUUGAAUUGCGUUGGCUUAUAAACACACUUUUUUAGAAAAGUAUUCCUUGAGUUUAUUCAAAGUAAUAUACUCAAAUAGAACACCUGUAAGUAGUGAGAAGAAUUUUUUUUCCUGAUUUAAUUAAAUGCCCUUUUUUUUAAGGCUAUGAACCAUAUGAUGAUCAGGAUCCUUUUGGGUCUUACGCUGGUAAGGACAAAAAUGGUGGGGAAGUGUCCAUAUUUGAUGUUAAAUAAGACUAGUGAAUUUUGGUUUCUUGGUAGAUGAGUGAUAUUUAUUAAAUUAAUGGAACUAUUAUUCAGUAUGAGAUGUGUCUUGGAUGUAUUUUAAAAAUUUGCAUGUGAAAAGGAUUUAUGUUUAGUCUUCAAUCUCUCUCAAGUAAGAUAACAAUGCAUUUUCUACAAAAUAUUAGGAUAUAGUGCAGUUUUUACUACUUUGAGAAAAUUUUCUGUAGUGAAAAGCAAAAUAAUGUCUGAAAACAAACACACUGUAAAUUGAAGUUUUUAAGUAGUACAUUUGGAAAAUCACAGGAGGCAAAAAUAAUAUGAAUGACAGGACUAGUCUAUUCUAAAAUUUACCAGUCAUAUAGUUACAACCAUAAUGUUUGAUGUGUUUAAGAUGUCUGUAGCCCCUUUUCACAAUCUGGUUUAUUGAAUUAGGUUGAGACGGAUCAGAUCUGGUCUUUGUUGAUUUAUAUUUCUAUGAUUUUUAAAGUUGUUGACUACUUCGUAGACCUCCAUCUCGUUAUUUUGAAAGCUUCACUCUGCCUUGUGACAUAUAUAUAUAUAGAUAUAUUAUAUAUCAGUUAGAUUUAAAAAAAACAAUGCACACUAUUUAAUUAGAAAACAUGAUAGUCUUAUAUUUUGGUCUUGAAAUAUCCAUCCAUUUCCUUAAAAUGUUUUCAUGGUUUGUAUGCUUCAUGUAUUUAAUUUGUGUCUGUAUACUGUGUACUUAAUUCUGCAUUUUUCUGUAUGGGCUCUCAAUAUGUAUUUUUAUGAAGUUAAUCAUAAUUUUAUUUAACUGUCUGUAAAUCAAUUUAAAAUUCAAUUUAGAUAUUUUAUUAUUAACUGGAAGUAAAUUGCAAGAAUGUUUUCUUACCUUUUUGUUUUAGCUUAGAGUAGAAGUAACCUAAUGUUUUAAAUCUAGAAACUUUAACAUGUAACAUCUAAUGUUUAGCCAAUAUUUUCUUUUCUUUGUCUUAAAUAUAUAUUUUUUUUAAAUGUAUUGAUAGGUGUUUUUUUCUGUUCUUUUAUGUCUCUGAAGAACUUUUUUUUUAAAUUGUACAAAAUAUGUAAAAAUAGUUAUAAGUAAAAUGGGUAAAAAUAGUUAUAAGGAAAGCACAAAAAAAUAGUAUUUAGGAUAUUUUAAUCCUAGACUUUUUAUCAAAAUGAAAACUGCUUUGAUCACUACUGCUUUUUAUGUUAAAUGCUUUUUUUUUUUUUAAAAAAAAAAAAAAAAAAAAAAAAAAAAAAAAAAAAAAAAAAAAAAAAAAUUUUUUUUUUUUUUUUUUUUUUUUUUUUUUUUUUUUUUUUUUUUUUUUUUUUUUUUUUUUUUUUGCAUGUAAAUAAAAGCCUAUAUCACAGCAGCUGACAUCCAAGCAUGCUACAUGUUUUAAAAAAAUCAAUGUUAAGCUUUGCAAACUGAUAAUUGAGAAAGUGCUGUUCAAGCAAAUGUCUACAUCAUGCACUAUUUAAAAAAGAGUGCACCUAUUCUUUCAUUAUUGUCUUUAUACUUGAAUUAGGUUAUUUCAUUAAUUCUUGGUACUACCAAAUCAUGGUUACCAAAUCAAACAUUGGUAAUUCAAUUAAAUCCAUUGCAUCAAAAAAAUUAUUUUGUUACUAAGAGAAUAAGACAUUUAAUAAAGAUAUUUAAAAAUUUUGCUUCAUACCAUUUAGAAAUGCAAAAAUAACAGCUUAUAAUCCUUUCUGUUAACUGGGUUUUUGGUUUUCUUUACAUUGUUUUUGCAUGUUUUACUCAUUUGGUCAAAUAAACUUUGCCAUAUUUUGGUACCAGGAAUUGCAGGCUUUUGGAAAUUCUUGUUGUCUUUUGAAUUGUAAUAUUUUUCAUGUGACGUACGGUGAGCCCAGGCCUAGGCCAAUGUAAUAAUAAUAAUUUUCCAUUUAAAAUAUAAGGUGCUUAAGGGAAAAAUCACAAUUUCAAGUUUCAAUGUUUGUUUUAUAUUUCAGUUCCUGACACAAAAAAAAAACCUAUGGCUAAAGCAUUAUACGACUUCAUUCCUGAGAACGAGGGUGAAUUGGGCUUCCAAGAAGGAGAUUUUAUUGAUCUUAUUAGCCAGGUAUGUGUCAUAUUGUUAAAAAUCAGAUAACUGAAGUAGCUAGCAUGCCAUGAACUUAAUAUAUAUGGGUUUUGUUUGUGGGUUUUGUGAUUAGCUUUUUAGCACAAAUAUUGUAGCUUUCAUUACAAUUAUUUAUUAUAUAUAGGACAGGUUCCCCAAACCUGUUUUAAGUCCCAACCCCAUUUUAUUGAAAGAAAAGUGACACACAAUAAAUAAAUAAAAUAAUUUUGUUUAACUUUUCUCUAUUCUGAUAUCCUUGAUACUGUUACUAUUAUUACUUGUCAGAAUGAUCAUGACCUGAGAGGAUAUCUUAGUGGAUAUCAGAUAGAGGUGAACUGCUAAAUUCUCACAACUGUAAUAACAUGAAAUUCAAGUCUUCAUAUUUCAAUUAUUUAUUUAUAUAUACACUUCUCAGACUAAGAUUCACAUAUGACAAAUAUUGGAAUGAUGAUUAAAUACAGUUAAUAAUACAUCCAUUUCUAUUUAGAAAAUAACAUGUGAGCCACUCAUACAUUGAAUUCUUCUUUACACGUGAGACAAAGAAAUUUCUAAUUCCUUUCCAUGCAUGCCACUAUGGCUGCUCAAGUAGUUCCUUACCUCUAUAAAUAGCUGCAUGUAUCACGUGAAAUUGUAAUUUCCACUCAUCAGUAAAACAACAUCAAAUAUCAUGUUACAAUGUGGUAAUAGAAAACACAUAAAAAAAAAGAAGUUUAUAAAUAGUAAAAUAAACUUUAUUAUGACACCAAUUAUAAUAGAAAAUUUCUUCCAAAUCAUAGUUUUAUUUUACUGGUUCAGAAAAGCCUCCACAAUCCUAUUUGGGGUCGCAACUAAUUUGUUGGGAAUAAGGGUAAUAUACAGGGUGUGGGCCAUGAAAAUGUAGCCAGCGUUUUGCAUAAGUAUGACAAGAUAAAUGAGCAAGAGAUUUAUUAAAAUCCACCUUACCCUUAAGUGAUGUCAUCAUCUGCGGUCCCAUUAUCUGCUUUAACUUGUUGGUAACAAUCCAUUUGCUCAUUCAUCUUGUCAUACCAUUGCCUGAAGAGAAGAUAAUUUUUCAUGGCAGCCCCAUAGUUUAAAUACAUUUUAUUGAAAACAUAUUUGAACUUCAUCAUAGAUUAAUUUAAGCUUAGGAAUAUUUUCUUUCUUUCAGGUUGAUGAAAAUUGGUAUGAGGGUUCAGUGAAUGGACAGGCUGGUUUCUUUCCUAUAAAUUAUGUUGAGGUCAUAAACCCUAUCUGAUGAAGAAAACUUCAACAUCAAUGCAAGCAUAUCUGCUAUCUUACUUGAUUAUUCCUUUUUUUAGAACUAUUUCUUGCCUUUCCCUUCCUUACAUAUGUUAUUUAUCAGUACAUGCUAUCAUUUUAUGCCACAAGAAUUCAGCCCUAUUUCACCUUAAGUGAAUCACAGCUGCAUGUCAUUUGCAUAGAAUUAUGAAAUGUGGUUAUCUAUCUAAUUUGUUUGAAAGAAAAGCAUGAUUUUCUAUAUAUUGACAAGAUAAAUAUGUUUACCAAAAGAAAUAAGCAUAGUAAUAAGAAUUUGACAUAAGGCGCCUUGGUUAUACCUGGCUUGAGCAAGGGUGCUUUGAAUCAAACAAUUUUGGAACGACUGACUUGAAUCAUUCAUAGUCUACUGAAAACAUAAAAUCCUAAUUCAAGAUAUACCAAUUAUAUUAGUUGGAUUUGAUAGUGGAAUGAAUUAACUAAUCUUUAAAUUUUGUUAAAGGGUGUUUUUUUUUUUUUUAAAUUGCUCAGAUUCAGUGGAGUUUUCUAGUUAAACUUCUUUGUAACUGUUGCAGAUAGUAAGAAACUCAUUUUUAAAGUCACACAUAAAGUUAAUAUUGGAAUUGUUUAAGCGUUUUCUUGUAAGGACUAAUUUAACCACUCAAUGUUAUUAAAGUUGUAAAUAUCUGUCAUACAGAACUGGACAAUUCUGAAACAAGUGCUCAUCUGAUACUUAUUUUACACACUAGCAAAGGAAAUCCAUUUAAUAAUUUUUUUUAAUUGUUAAAAUAAUUUAAAUUCUUUCUGUAUAUGGUAAACCAGUUAUAUUAGAUUACCUUUUUUAAAAAAAAACUUCUUUGCUCUCUUGUUAAAAGUAAAGUAGAAAAAUAAUUUGGUUGAAUUUUGUUAUUGGCUAGGAACAUGCACAGCUCCCAUAACAGUAUAUUUAUUUUCACUAGAAGUGCAAUAUUUUGAGUUGCCACCAAGAACUGAAAAGAUUUCUAAAUGAAAUGGUUGUAAACUUUGUUUUAUCAGAGAUUCUACUUAUAUUUAAUGUCUUAAUUUAUAACAUUAAUACUGAAAUGCUACAGUUCCUAUCAACACAGAUCCUUAAUUACAUCUUCAUAUUUUUUGGUCAUGAGUUAAGUUAUGGUAAUCUUAUCAUGUAUAUUUUCAGUUAACUAAGGAUGCUGACAUACCUUAUCUCAGGUUAUGUAUAAGAAAAUGCUAUGUGUAUUUUUUAAUAAAUGACAUUAACUGUUAGUGCUGAGAGACAAAAAUACCAUGUUUAGAGCUGUAUUUUCUCAUAUCUGUACAAGUUACAUUGUAAUAUUCUUCUCUAAUGAAAUGCACUCCACAUUUUUUUUUUGUAGUUGAAUGUUCAUUGGCAGCAAUUUGUCCAAAAGCAGUUUUCUGAGGUUCUUAAAUAAUAUAUAUUUAAAUAGUCAAAACUUGAUGAAUGUAUUAGGAUAUGACAUAGAUUUAAUUGCUUUGAGCUAAACUAUUCAAUGUUGAUUUAAAUACUUGCUGUGUAAGUUUCAAGAAAAUUUUCAAAAUCAUUUAUUCAAUUCAUGUAAUGUAACAAAUUAUGUCUAUUUUACCAAUAAUAUUAUGUUCCAUCAUGAAAAUGCAUUAAAUGUUGGCAUUUGUAUAAAAUAGACUGAUAAGAGUAAAUGUUUGAACUUCCUUUUUCAAAGGAAAACUGUUUCAUCUCCAUACUUAGAUUUAUAGUGUAAAGGGUUUUAAGUUUAUAUAUAUAUAUAACACGGCUGUCACGCUGAACAAGUGUGUAAGUGUAAAUGAUUACCUAUGCGAAUAGAAUUAAGCCUGUACUCUGAAAUGAUGUGGUUGAAAUCUCACUGCAAAAGAGUAUAUUGUAAACAGUUCAUCUCAUUUUGAUUUUCGUUUUGUAUAAAAAAACAUUUCAUGAAUAAUAUGUGUUUUGGACUGAAUGUUCAUUUUUAAAUUCCCUUUUUUGGCUUGUCAAUUUAAAAAUUUUUGUUAUGAGUUCUUGCCUAUUCUUCUUCUUCCUUUUUUUGGGGGGAUAGCUUAAAAAUAAUAAAUUGGCAGUUGCAUCAUCUUAAAUAUGAUAAUGUGGGUUUAUUUGUCACCCCCACCCCUUUUUUAAAUAAAAAUUAUUUGUUUUUAAUCUUCCAGAAAUGCUAUUAAUUUUUUUUUUAAACAUUUAUUUGCUCACUUACUUGCAAUAUCAAGUAUUCCACAACACCUGUAAAUUUCUUGUCAACAUUUCUUUGUAUAUAUUAUAAAAAUUGUUAGUAAAUAUUGUUGUAUGAUUUACAAGGUGUGAAUAUUUUGUGUAUAUAAUACUUGUGUUGAAACUUAGAUUUGUAAAUUUGCUAUAUCUGAAGCCUAAACCGCACACUGAUAUUGGUUUGGAAAGAAAUAGAGGUCUGAAUUGUAGCCCCACAGUUAAUUUUCAUGAAAAAAACAUAUCUUAAAACAGCUUUAAAAAAAAGACUGUUAAAAGAUAAUAGCAAUUACAUAACACAAAAUUUUUGUACUAAAUAAAUUUUAAAGCAACCAUCAAAAGCCCAGCAACAUCAAAUUUUUUAAAAUUUCAUUUUAAAGGAUUGAAUAAAUCCAUUUGUUUGAUGAUUUAUGUAGUAACAAAUUAAAAACCAACAAUUUUCUUGCAAAUAAAACAUCUGAAAUACCUGAAGAGAAAAAUACCUGAAAUAUCAAAUGUUUUAGCUGAUCAUUUAAAUAUCAUGACAGAAAGGAUGAUAAAUUAUUUACGACUCUAAAUAAAUGCCAUAACUCAAAUGAACUAAUGUAAUAUUCAACAGAAGUCAUAUAUGGUCUGGGCUAGUAUUAGCUGUGCUGGACCAAUAGAAAAAUGCCUGAAGUUUUAAACAUAUUGAAAGUAAAUUACCAUUUUCAAACAUCUUCACCUUGAGUUUCUAAAAUAAAAUAAUUUUUUUAGCCUAAAGGUUAAAAUUAAUUAAUUAUAUAUCCAUUCUUUGUGUUUAAAAUGUAUAGUAAUAAUUACUUACCUUAGCAGAAAGUUUUGCUAACAUGAGAUUACUGCAGCAGGCUUUGUAAAUAAUUCAGAAUAAGUCAAGUUUAAUUUAAAAUUGUACAUCGCUCUACAAUGAUAAGAGGCAUGAAAUAUCCAUAUAUUUCUGUAAUGCAGUGACAUCAUGUAUUUUUUUUUAUGCUGUUGGAAAUCUGUUCAACACAACAUUGUAAUGUAAUUAAUUAUUGUAUACCAAUUCACAACUUAGAUUUGUAGUAUUACUUUACUAAAAUUUCCAAGUUGCGAUAUUUCUGCUAUAUGACAAUUAAAUAUAUCCUGGAACUAUUACUCACUUUUUCGCCCUUAUUGAAAUAACAACCAUAAUUUUGGUCAUCGGCACUUGAGAAUAUAAAUAAAGGGGG
Lymnaea stagnalis (great pond snail) is the source of this 29040-nucleotide messenger RNA. The record is from the annotation of a GenBank genome assembly. Lineage: Eukaryota; Metazoa; Mollusca; Gastropoda; Lymnaeidae.